Aphanomyces invadans is the source of this 693-nucleotide messenger RNA. RefSeq lists its product as hypothetical. Lineage: Eukaryota; Oomycota; Saprolegniomycetes; Saprolegniales; Verrucalvaceae. The coding region runs from base 1 to 693 and encodes 230 amino acids. The record is from RefSeq and is a predicted model, not a curated record. The transcript has 2 exons.
AUGCUGGAGCGGCUCCAGGACCAGACUACCUCGGACAAUCUGUACCUACAGCAAAGUCUCAUCGAAUAUAGCGACGAUGUGCUGGACGAUGAUGAAUAUAAUGAAACCGCCAACCCCAUCAUGGAGAAAACGCUUGAAGAAGUUGGUGCCGAAGGAAUUCGUGUGCUUACCAACUUUACACCGGAAGAAUUUGAAGUAAUUUGGGAGCAAGCUGAAAUCGCCAUGACAUCUCGCUGGAACGAAGGCAGAGGACGUAAAUCAGCCACAUCUGCCAAAGAUGCGUUUUUCAUUACACUAACGGUGCUCAAACACUACCAGUCCAGGGAAAAACAUGCCGUUGACUUUGGUCUCAAAGCGCCGACGUUGGAGAAGCUUGUCGUGAGGGUUGUGGCCGUCUGCUCCGAGCUCCUUUACGAUUCGUUUGUUGUCAAACCAACCAUGACGUCUCUCCGCACGAAAAGCAAAGUCUUCGCCCACUUUCCGUACGCCUUGUACGCGACCGACCAUAAGCUGUACAGAUUCAAGAUUGAGGCAUCCGUCUCACCUGAAGUGCUCCUUGUCGACAUGAGUCCUCACGAGCCUGGCUCUGUGUCCGACUUGACCAUGUUCCGCAACCGGCUUGACGACCACUUGCAAGCGCUGUCCAAAACAGACAAUGAAUUAGCCAUCAACGACAACGGCGAGCUUCCGUGA